Messenger RNA from Arachis ipaensis, 949 nucleotides. RefSeq lists its product as uncharacterized. The record is from RefSeq and is a predicted model, not a curated record. NCBI's taxonomy places the organism in Eukaryota, Viridiplantae, Streptophyta, Magnoliopsida, Fabales, Fabaceae.
CUCAGACACACACACGUGAGGCAAAUUAAAUAUAGAAGUAAAUAAAAUAAUUAUUAUUGUUAUUUAUAGAGAGUUGAAAUCAAUCAAGAUGGUGAGAACCCCUCAUCGAUGUGAGAAAAGUGGAGUGAGGAAAGGAACAUGGACACCUGAGGAAGAUACCAAGUUGAUUGCUCAUCUCACUAGGUUUGGUCACCCCACCAAUUGGCGCCAACUACCCAGAGCUGCAGGUCUUGCAAGGUGUGGAAAGAGCUGCAGAUUAAGGUGGAUGAAUUAUUUAAGGCCAGAUGUCAAAAGAGGGAAUUAUACACAAGAAGAAGAUGACACUAUAGUCAAACUACACAAUCAGUUUGGUAAUAGAUGGUCCAUGAUUGCGUCUCACUUACAUGGAAGAUCAGACAACGAGAUAAAGAAUCGGUGGCACUCCCAACUUAAGAAGCGAUUCCAACACACUUCAGCCUCCAAUUCAAAUAAUCAUAAUGCCUUAAUUGAAUCAACAGAAGAAGACAUAGUGAAUAAUAAUCAUAAUAAUAAUGCCACUACAAAUGAAUACCCUUAUAGUAAUCUUCACAACACUACUUCUCCAGCUUCUUCUCAAAGCGAUACAUAUGACAAUUUUUCUCCAUUGAGUGACUUUUUCUACACACCUGCGGUGGAUCUUGCUGCACCAUUUGGUAAUAACUCGGUUUUGGCUAUUGAUAAUGAUGAUCACUAUGCUAAUUUCCUGGAUAAUAUGGUACACAGUAACAUAGUGCCAAUUGGUGCAGAUUAUGUUUGGACUCAACAGGAUUAUUCAAGUCCAAUCUAUGAGGUACAACUUUGGGGUCUAUAGGAAUAAUUUGUAAGGGAGGAAAAUGUCAUUGCCUUAACGAAUAUAUUUGGGAAUUGAAAUGAACGCAGACUUUUCCGUAAUAACUAUACAAGGCGUGUAAAAUCUUAUCAGAAGUAAUUA